AUGGUUAUGUCGGAGCUACGUUGGCACACCGCUACCGUUGAGGAUAAUAACAAUUCCUUGAAGCAUGAUUUGCUAAAGACAAACAACAACAACAGCGCCAGAGACGUCUCUGCCGUUCACAUGAUGCAGAAUCGAUAUAUCAGUCGCCUGUCGCGCUCGCCAUCGCCGCUGCAAUCGAAUGCUUCCGAUUGCGAUGACAACAACUCAAGUGUCGGCACCUCCAGCGAUCGUUGCCGCUCGCCACUGAGUCCCGCUCUGCUGUUGUCGCAGCCGCAGGCAAAGCGUCAGUUGCUCUCAAUGCAGCCGCAUCCGGCGCAUCAUCAGCCGCAGUAUAAGCUCGAGCAGCCGGAUGAGGAUUAUGAUGAUGCUAAUGGUGGCGCUCUCAACUUGACGAGCGACAAUUCGCGGCACAGCACGCAGUCGCCAGCGAAUUCGGUGAAGAGCGCAGCGGCGCACUCGCCGCCCAGUCAGCUGACCCAAGUGCCGUCGCAGCUGCUGUCACCGCUAGCCACGCCCACUUCUAUAAGUGCUGCAGCAGCAGCAGCAGCGGCGGCCGCUUCAGUGGCAAGUGGCAUGCAACAAAUGCAGCCGCUGCUAGCGCUGCCAGGUUUAUCCUCGCCACAAGCGCAAUUCGCUGCCGCCGGCCUGGGUUUGAAUAAUCCGCUGGCACUAGCAGCGGGUUCGAUUUCCCCCCAAGAUUUUGCGCAAUUGCAGCAGCUGCUGCAGCAGCGUCAGGUGGCGCUGCAGCAGCAGUUCAAUAGCUAUGUGGAGCUGCUGCGAAAUGGCAGCCUGGGGCUGGCGCAGGAUGAUCCAGCGCUGGCUACUCAAGUGGCCACAGCGCAGUUUUUAAUGCAAAGUCAGCUGCAAGCUUUGGCUCAGGCCAUGCAGCAGCUGCAGGCGCUGCAGAAGCAGCAGCAGCGUCAGCAGCAGCAGCUGGAGGAGUCGCUGGCCAUGAGCAAGACGCCGCUGCUGCAGCCGCGCAGCUCCACGCCACGCAGUCCGCUCUCAGUGCAUAGUCCGGCGAGCUCGCCGCUGCCGCUGCCGCAUGCGCUGCAAAUAACGCCGCCCAAUUCCGCUGCCAGUCUAAAGCUGAGCGGGCUGCUGACGCCCAGCACGCCCACCAGCGGCACCGUGAGCCACAGCCAAUCAUCCAUGUCCACGCCAGCGCCCAAGACUGUGGCCAGCGCUGCUGCGGCACGCGCCGCUGGCGAACCCUCGCCCGAGGAAACCACCGAUUUGGAGGAGCUGGAGCAGUUUGCCAAAACUUUCAAGCAGCGACGCAUUAAACUUGGAUUCACCCAAGGCGAUGUGGGUCUAGCCAUGGGUAAACUCUAUGGCAAUGAUUUUUCACAGACCACGAUCUCGCGCUUCGAGGCGCUUAAUCUGAGCUUCAAGAACAUGUGUAAGCUCAAGCCGCUGCUGCAGAAGUGGCUCGACGAUGCCGAUCGCACUAUACAAGCCACUGGCGGCGUCUUUGAUCCUGCCGCGCUGCAGGCCACAGUCAGCACGCCGGAGAUUAUUGGACGCCGGCGCAAGAAGCGCACGUCCAUUGAAACCACCAUACGUGGCGCUUUGGAGAAGGCAUUCAUGGCCAAUCAGAAGCCCACCUCGGAGGAGAUUAGCCAGCUGGCCGAUCGCUUGGGCAUGGAGAAGGAAGUGGUGCGCGUUUGGUUCUGCAAUCGUCGGCAGAAGGAGAAGCGCAUCAAUCCCUCGCUCGACAGUCCCACGGGCGCCGAUGACGACGAGUCGCAGUACAUGCUGCACUAAGUCCAAGUGGCGUGGGGAGAACAAAGAUUGGGACAUAGACAGUGCAAUGUGCGCCUAGACUUCAAAGUAUAUGCAUAGCUUCAAAUACUAACAGUAAAACAGGUUCAAAGUCGCAAACACAUCAAAUACUAGCUUAAUUCUUAACUAGUUUAAAGUUAGAACAAGCCACAAAUCCACACACUUACACUUAAAGAAAAAACCAAGUGGUUUGUGUUUAUGUUAACUAUUAUUGCUAAUCUAAUUUUUAAGCCUGAAAAUUUGCUGCUCAAGUGCAAACUUUUGAGCUUGAACAACAAAUUUUUGUUACAAAAAUAAAAAGCAAUUUGAAACUUGAACGUUUUGCAUUGUUUUUUUUUUUAAUUGGUAUUAAUUAAAAUCAUAACGCUAACUAAGCUAAGUCGUCUCUUUAUGUAUGUGCAUGUAAAAUUUAAAUGUUUUUUAAACAAGUCAAAACACAAACAGU
Drosophila busckii is the source of this 2230-nucleotide messenger RNA. It is a transcript of the gene nub, whose product is annotated as protein nubbin. The record is from RefSeq and is a predicted model, not a curated record. NCBI's taxonomy places the organism in Eukaryota, Metazoa, Arthropoda, Insecta, Diptera, Drosophilidae. Gene Ontology annotation, molecular function: RNA polymerase II cis-regulatory region sequence-specific DNA binding; DNA-binding transcription factor activity, RNA polymerase II-specific. Gene Ontology annotation, biological process: regulation of transcription by RNA polymerase II.